AUGCGUGCUCACAGGUUUGCAGAGUUGGUGGUGAUAGCGGUAAGCGGAAAAGGGACGGGGGCUUCGUGGAAUGGCGAGAAAUCGAGUGUGAGACGAGGUUGGGGGGGAUACGUCGAGCGAGCUGGACGAGAGGACAAAAAUGGUAGAGCCAUCGAGAUGCAGGCACGGACAGACAAGUUUAUCUGGACCGAAAUCAACUCAGAGGCUGGUAGGAAAAGGGAAUGUCAGGCCCAGUUGGGAAGCUGGCAUUGGAUACGCCCUUCAGGAGUUACGAUCAAGAAGGCAAACGGAGGAGAGCAAACCCUUGUCACUCGGGUCUGUCGUGAGGCGAGGCGAAGCAAGGCCAAAAGAGUCAGACAAGCGGUUGGCAGCAGCGUAAUGCCGGCCGCUCUUGCGCCCAUUCAUACAAGGCCUUACUCAUACUCAGUCCCAAUCACAUACGGGCAAACGCAUCGGCUCACCUGA
Protopolystoma xenopodis is the source of this 465-nucleotide messenger RNA. The record is from the annotation of a GenBank genome assembly. NCBI's taxonomy places the organism in Eukaryota, Metazoa, Platyhelminthes, Monogenea, Polystomatidea, Polystomatidae.